Medioppia subpectinata is the source of this 1766-nucleotide messenger RNA. The record is from the annotation of a GenBank genome assembly. NCBI's taxonomy places the organism in Eukaryota, Metazoa, Arthropoda, Arachnida, Sarcoptiformes, Oppiidae.
UCACAUGCGAUCCGCACAAUGAGGACUGCAAUGCAAACCAAACGCCGCUUUUAUUCACCAAAAACUUUUCGCCUCAAAAAUCCUGAGCGCUAAAAGUGUUUAAAAGUUUGUUUUUUGUAUUUCAUCUCAAAAACUAAACGAGAAAUAUAUUGUGUUAUUAUUGUUGUUGUCGUGCAAAGCAUUUGUCGUCUUUUGGCGACCGGACUGUCGAGUCUUCGGCCAAAUAAAUGAUGGCUUCGGUCACCACUACUGGCUUCACAGUUAUUGUCGGGUAUUUAGUUUUGGUGGCGAUUAUUGGGAUGAUUGAGUGCCGGAUGCCAUCGACAGAGAGUGUGGUUUGGACGACAAAGUGUCCAUGUAGACAAUGUGACCUGGAUCAGUUUGAUAGGAAACGGGUCAUUUGCGAUGAGGGCGACCGACUCGAGAUACCCACUCGACAAAUGGAUAACACGGCUAACAUCCUAAUCUUUACGGCACCGCCUGAUCAUCAAAACCAAGUGACGAUCGGAAGGAUAUUUCUUGACUUCAAGUCAUUGCAAGAAAUUCAUAUUAAAUACAGUAACGUUCCGGCGAUCGGCGACUCGUCCUUCUGGCCGGGAAGGAAGGUUGAGGUCCUGGACCUCAGCUAUAAUAACAUUACGAUUCUUCGCGACACAGACUUUAACGGAUUGACUAAUUUAGCGGCACUUAAUUUGAGUGAUAAUAGUCUCGAAGGUUCGCCUUCAGCGCCGUUUCGUUUCCUAACGAACUUAACUCGACUCAGUUUAGCGCGAAAUAAGUUGACAAAACUGGUGCCCCGACUCUUCUACCGACUCGAGCGGCUCGAGUACCUCGACCUCAGCGGCAACCCUCUCGUCGAGAUAGAGCCCGAAGACUUCAAGGACUUGAAACCAUUGAGACAAUUAUAUUUGAAUGGUUGCCAACUAUCUCGACUCCAUUCACUCAUUUACCAGAGUUUGCCAAAUCUCGAAGAACUGGACCUCAAAAAUAAUCGCUUCGAAGCGAUCGCUCCGUUUGAAUUCAAAUACCUUAAGAAACUCAAGAAUCUAUAUCUAGACGGAAAUAGUUUGACAUUUUUAGACUCAAAUGCAUUCAACGGUUUGCGUCUCAAUAAAAUCGGUUUAUCUCACAAUCAAAUCGUGUCGAUAAAGAGCUGCACUUUCUGUAACUCAACCGUCAAAGAGUUGGACAUCUCUUACAACAAAAUCAUGAGCUUUCAGCCGGACAUCACUGAACCGUUGGCCGUAUCGCUGGUGUCACUCAACACCCAAAACAAUCACGAUUUACACGACUCGGCGUUAAGUGUCGCUAAUCUAAUCCGACCGCUAAAGUCGAUAAGAAUACUAUCGCUGAGUUCAAUGAACUUAGAGGACAGUCUUCCGUCUAAUGUAUUUUUAAACCAAAGGGAAACUCUUAACUCAAUUGAUUUGAGUGGUAAUAAAUUUGUUAAUAUAAGUGCAAAACUGUUUGAAGGCUUGAAACACUUGGAAUCGCUGGACUUGUCGUCCAAUUUAAUGUACGGCCUCUCGGAGUCUGUGUUGGAGACACUAAGCAGUCUGUCAUCGCUGACCGUCAUAUACCUGGACUCGAAUCCGUGGUCCUGUUUUCGGUGUCAUGUGUUGCCACUCAUGGAAUGGAUCCAAUCCUCGCCCGCCUAUACCAACGCCUGCGAGAAAGACGACCGAAAGUCUUGUGCCAAAUGUGUUCAACCCAUCGAUUUGAAUGGAAAGGAAUUGCAUUCAAUGCAAGAAUGGAGUUUACCCUAA